Puccinia graminis f. sp. tritici CRL 75-36-700-3 is the source of this 1914-nucleotide messenger RNA. RefSeq lists its product as uncharacterized. Bases 1 to 1914 code for a protein of 637 amino acids. The record is from RefSeq and is a predicted model, not a curated record. Gene Ontology annotation, molecular function: mRNA binding. Gene Ontology annotation, cellular component: cytosol. The transcript has 4 exons. NCBI's taxonomy places the organism in Eukaryota, Fungi, Basidiomycota, Pucciniomycetes, Pucciniales, Pucciniaceae.
AUGAGUAACACCAAGAAGAAAUCCAGCUCGAGUGAGAAGAAGGCUAGCCAGAAGCCCACCUCAUCCUCACAACCAGCCGCCAACCCCAAGCCGGCUGCCCCUCAGACACUACCUCCUGGCAUCAAAGAGAAGAUCGACAAGAAAUCGGGCGAGAAGAAGUCGACAGACAAGAAGUCAACCGACAAGAAAACCGCCGACAAGAAAACACCCGAGAAGAAGUCUGCCGACAAAAAGUCUACCGAUAAGAAGACAACCGACGUCAAGCCUUCUCCCGCCAAGGAGAAAGUCGAACCAACCGAGAAGAGCUCCAAGAAGGCCAAGACACCGACCAAGGAAGACAAACCCAAAUCCGACGCCGCCCCCGCCACCAGCUCUGCCAAGAAGCCCACUCCCAAGAAGGCUGAUUCGAAGCCAGCCUCCAAAUCGGCCAAGAAAGAUGGCCCCGCUGAGUCCAAGAAGGCUGCCCCUCCGCCACCCAAACCAAAAUCUGACUCGGAAUCCGAGGAUUCAAGCGAUGAGGAUGACUCGGAGCCUGCUAAAGGAGAGUCCAAAGCCUCUGCCGUCAAGCCCGUCAAACCUGCUGCCAAGGCUGCUAGCUCAUCGAGUGAGAGCGGAAGUGACUCUGAGAGCGACAGUGAGCCAGCCAAGAAGCCCGUUGCCGCACCCACCAAACCCGUUGUAAGCACUCCCGCCAAGGCUAAAGCUGCUGAGUCAUCAUCUGAGGAAUCCGAGGAAGAUUCCUCUUCUGAUGAAGAUCAGCCAGUCAGGCCCGCACCUGCCAAGGCUGCACCUGCCAAAGCCGCACCUGCCAAGGUACCAGUGGCGAAAGCCGCGGCCAAGCCACAGACUAACGGCAAAGCUGCAGCACCAGCUGCCUCUUCUGAUGACUCUUCAGACGAGGAAGAAAGCGCGGAGGCCACAGAGGAAUCCACAAGCUCAUCAGAAUCCGAUGAGGAUGAGGCUCCCACGCCCUCGACAACCGAGACCCUGCCCGCUUCCAAUGACAAGAAGCGUAAGAACGAAGGGCCCAACCCAUCCCCAAAGAAAGCUAAGGCCGCCGAAGAGGGGAUCAAGAACGUCUAUGUUGGUGGCUUGUCGUGGAAUGUGGACAGUGAAUGGCUCAAGAGCGAGUUUGAAUCUUGUGGGCCAAUCGUCGAUGCACGUGUCAUCACUGACCGAGACACUCAAAAGAGUAAAGGGUUUGGUUAUAUCGAUUUUGAGACUUGUGAAGGCGCUCAAAAAGCCAUCGAAACCAAGAACGGGACUGAGCUUGAUGGACGAACAUUGAAGGUCGACCUAUCAGCCCCAAGAGCCGAACGAGCUCCAGCAGAGAACAAGCGAGAUUUUUCAAAGGAAGAGCUAUCGGCAGAGUCAACGACUCUUUUUGUUGGUAACCUACCUUUCUCGGCCACCCAAGAUUCAGUCUGGGAGAUUUUUGCCGAGUAUGGGGAUGUCAACUCGGUCCGAUUACCGACGGAUCCCGAGACUCAACGGGUCAAAGGGUUCGGAUACGUCGAGUUUGCGACUUUAGAGUCGGCUAGGGCUGCCGUUGAGAAAGGACGCGGCGAAGGGGUUUACAUCGACAACCGACAAGCCCGGCUUGACUUCAGCCAACCGCGAUCCAACAAUGACCGCGGAGGGGGUGGUCGAGGUGGAGGCGGAGGGUUUGGUGGCCGGGGUGGCGGCCGAGGUUUCGGUGGCGGCCGAGGCGGAUUCGGCGGUGAUCGUGGGGGCCGAGGCGGGUUCGGUGGACGCGGUGGAGGCAGAGGAUUCGGUGACCGGGGUGGAGGCAGAGGUCGUGGUGGCGAUCGUGGUGGAAGGGGUCGUGGUGGCGGUGACUCCGGGUGGGGCGGCCGGGCUAAAGUUAAUGGGAGCGUGGUCGAAUCUGCUGGCGUCAAGAAAAAAUUUGAAUAA